Messenger RNA from Stylonychia lemnae, 558 nucleotides. NCBI's taxonomy places the organism in Eukaryota, Ciliophora, Spirotrichea, Sporadotrichida, Oxytrichidae. The record is from the annotation of a GenBank genome assembly.
AUGGAGACUCCAAGGUUUAGAAACGACAUUGGUCUAUUUUUCCUAUUAACUCUAGCUGCAUUAAUCAGAAACUGCUUCUACCUUACUGAGAUGCAUGCGCUUUACUACACUGUUCACUGUGGUCACAUAACCAACCUCAUUAGGGUCCUGGGAAAUCAUUCCAUGUUUCUUGAAAGAUCUUUAGCUAGAAAUCUAGUCUUUGAGACAUUCAGAGGAUUAUUUAGGCCUAUAGCCUAUGGCUUGCUGUAUGAAGGCAGAGUUGAUUGGAAAUUCGUUUCAGAGAUGGCAGUCACUACUGUCCUUUUCAUUUGCCUAGUGACAUUGUUUGUACCUAAAUCGACCUUUAAGAAGCAUAAUGUAGCUUGGGCUUAUACUAAUAUGGAAUUUUUCUUGAUGUUUGCAGAUGGUUUUAUUUAUGCUAUGAACAAAAUUGAGAUGGAUGCUAGAAGACCUAGUUUUUAGAGACUUGAAUGUGCUUGGUGGCAUUUUCCACAAUUGGAACUUCUACGUUUAUUAACUUGUGCUAUAUCCCGCUAUGUUUGCAGCCCAAUAUCUUGA